This is a messenger RNA of Acanthamoeba castellanii str. Neff, 4644 nucleotides long. RefSeq names its product protein kinase domain containing protein. NCBI's taxonomy places the organism in Eukaryota, Discosea, Longamoebia, Acanthamoebidae. The transcript is spliced from 20 exons. The record is from RefSeq and is a predicted model, not a curated record. Gene Ontology annotation, biological process: intracellular signal transduction; cyclic nucleotide biosynthetic process; protein phosphorylation. Gene Ontology annotation, molecular function: protein kinase activity; ATP binding. The annotation marks the transcript as partial.
CUCGUGCUCGAUCGGCGCCUGCUAGCCCGCAUCUGGCUGGGCGAGGUCUCGCAGUGGAGUCACCCCGACAUCGCCCGCCUCAACCCCGAGCUCGCACCCCUGCCCGACGAAGCGAUUCGUCUGGCCUGGCUGCCCGGCCUGGGCGUUACCCAGGUUUUCGCGCACGCGCUGGCCUCGUUCAUCCGCGACGACGACCCCGCCGCCGCCGACGCGCUGACGGCCAACGGCACGCUCGCGCACCUGCCGCCGGUGGUCGACCCGACCCGCGGCUCGGCGGGCUUCAGCACCACCGAGAGCCUACUGGCCUACAUGAAUGAGACACCGUUCUCGCUGGGCUACUUCGUCCACGAUUCCUACUAUAGUGCACCCUCGCCCUCCAUCGCGCAGCUCAUCAACAAAGCCAAUAAAACAGUAGGGCCAGCGCCAGCCAAUAUCAAGGCCGCCAUGGAUGACUUCAGCCCGAGCGGCCAGAGCACCAACGAGCUGCCGGAGUACAUCGUCGACGGUCCCGGGCCGGAGUCCUACCCGCUCUGCCUGUUCUCCUUCAUCAUCCAGGACCGCCACAUCACCAAUGCCGUCGACUGCGGCGGCUCCAGCCUCCACAUAGACAACACCGUGUGGAGCGUGUCCAACCCGCAGACCAACCGGGACCUGGAGUCCGUGGGCUACGUGCAGCUGUCGGCGGCCUACCGCAUCCGCGUGCUCAACUGGCUGGCGCUGCUCACCUGCAACAAAGAGCGUCGGCUGCGUUCGUCGCUCAUCGCCGGCACCGGGCCGGACGCGCCGUUCGUGUCCUCGCUCGGCCUGUUCUACAGCCGCACCGUGGACCGCGUCGAGUCGCAGUACAUCCCCGACGGAGGGCAGCAGCAGCUGGAGAGCGGCGACGUGGACUACAGCGUCACCGUUUAUGCCGGUCCGCCGCCCGCCGAUCACCCCGACUUUAGAUACCUCAUAGGGUACAACCUGCCUGGUGUAGCAGCGAACUUGUCGCUCUCGCUCCACGUUCUGGCGGGGAUCUACAUGGGCAACAUCACGUCGUGGCGAGACGAAAGCAUCAUCAACCUUAACAGGCAAUCUCUGGAUGACCCGGUGGCAUGGCUGCUGGAUGAGAAGAUCGUGGUUGUGGUGGACCAAUCGGGCAGCUACAACUACCCCUUCACGCAGGCGCUUGCCCACGAGUGCCCCGAUUUCAAGCGGAUCGUGGGCGUGGGUGCGAAUGUCACCUUUCCCCUGGUGGGCGCCCGCUACGUUGCCCAGUCGGGUACUACUCACUACAGCCCUGGGAAGCUCCCCUUAGCCCAGGCCCUGACCGGUUGCGCUGCGAUGAUGGCGGCAGAGAUUGGGGUCGCGGUGGACAACACGUCCUACAGCCUCGCCUUUGCACCGCAAUUCAAGUUCUCCGGCGUUCACUCGGCCUCGUGGGGCAACCAGGCCAACGCCUGGAACGGAGAGUUGCGCCACGUCAGCGAGGCCCAGCUGGUAACAGUGCCCGAGAGCGGACUCUUCCUAGCACCCACCACAGAGAGUGUGUGUGAAGCCACUAAAGAUGUGCCUCUGGACCAGUACUUCUAUGCCGACCUCUCCCUGUCGCAGCGGUCGACAAGUUGGCCGCUGGCCUCGUACUACUACGUCCUCUUGUCGAAGGACAGCUACACCGAUUGCUCGCGCGCCACCAACCUCGUCGACAUGGUGUGGUGGAUGGUCAACUCGACGCAAGCGCACCACAUCCUCAAUAUCAGCGAUCUGGUGCCGGUGGGCAAGGUGGUGCGGGGCAAGGUGCUCGACGAGUUGGUGCAGAUCAAAUGCGACGGCAAGGCGUUCUGCGACGAGUUGGUCGGCGACAACGCCGACGCUCUGAAUGCGGCGAGCAUUGCAGCGAUCGCAGCGUGCGUGCUGAUCGCAGCGUGUGUGGCCGCGCUGGCCAUUGUGGCGUGCGCGUUCUUGAUCGUUCUCGCCAUCACCCGCAAGCGUCACGGCGAGGACACUAGCUGGCUGAUCGACGCCUCGGAGUUGGAUAUGGGCGAGCUGCUGGGCACCGGAGGGUUCGGGCGCGUGAACAAGGCCGUGUGGCGGGGCACCGAAGUCGCAGUCAAGACCAUGAGCGCCGCCUACUCUCCAGAACUCCACAGCGCCUUCAUCGAGGAGGUGAGGGUAAUGACGUCACUGAGGCACCCACACGUGGUCCUGUUCAUGGCGGCAGCGACCAGGCCGCCCAAUCUAUGCAUCGUGAUGGAGCUGAUGCUGAUGGGUUCUCUGCACGACCUUCUGCACAACGAGAGCGUCGACGACAUCCCGAUCAAGAUGCGCCUCAAGCUGCUGAAGCAAGCCGCCAAGGGCCUCUACUUCCUCCACUCCUCAGGGAUUGUGCAUAGGGACCUCAAGUCCCUCAAUCUGCUGCUCGACUCCAAGUGGAAGCUCAAGGUGUCGGACUUUGGUUUGACCGGCUUGCGCGAGCGACUCGAGAUCAAGGAGGAACUGCAGAUGGACCAAGGCCGAAGCGUCCACUGGACGGCGCCCGAGGUGCUCAACGAGUCGCGCGGCAUCGACCUGGCCGCGGCCGACGUCUACAGCUUCGGAAUCAUCAUGUGGGAAGUGCUCACUCGCCAGGAUCCCUACGCCAGCAUGCAACCUGCUGCGGUGGCGGUGGCGGUGUUGAGGGACGGCCUGCGGCCCAAGGUGCCGCAGAGCGCCCCGACCGACUACGUGGAGAUCAUGCAAGAGGCCUGGGACGGCGAGCCCCGCGCCCGACCUUCGAUCUUCGACAUCUCCAAUCGGCUGAGCCGCUUGGCCACCCGCUUCCACCACUCGCGGAAGCAGGUGUCGUGGCUACCCCUGAUUGGCCGCGGAGAAGAAGAAGAAGAAGUCGAAUACGCCCAGGAGGAGCACUCUUCAAACUCCUCAGUUUCUUCGCGCGGCUCAUCUCUGGGAGCGCUCCUGCUGGAUGAGAGGGCCGUACCGGCGCCGAUGGGCGAGGUGGCGAUCGUGUUCAGCGACAUCAUGCGCGCGGCGGCCCUGUGGGAUUUCAACCCCGAGGCCAUGCGCGAUGCCACCUUUGCCCACAACGAGCUCUUACGCCGGCGACUGCGCGAGUUUGGAGGCUACGAAGUCAUUUGCUUCACGAAGGGAAACAGCGGCGAAGGGUCCAUGUGUGCUGCGUUCGGCGACGUGGCCAAGGCCGUGGCCUGGUGUGCCCGGGUGCAGCAGGAGCUGAUGCAAGUGGAGUGGCCCGAGGCACUCCUCAAGCACCCCGAGGCACGCGAAGAAAGGGCCGAGGGUGAGGAUGGGGGUCCACAUGGGCGAGCCACGCCGGCGGGUGGUGGACUCGAUCACCCGGCGGUGGUCAACACGGCCGCGCACAUCACCACGAUGGCCCGAGGCGGGCAGGUGCUCGUGUCCGAGACCGUGUGGCUCCACCUGGCCGCCGGCCGUGACGCGGCGCACGAUGCCACGGGCGAGCAAGAAGAUGAAAGUGACGACGAAGACGACGACGAUCGCCACCAGCGUGCGUUGAUGAUGCGCCGAAGUCGCUGGGCGCCCGUGGGCCAGUUCGAGGUGGUGGUCGAUCACCACCAAGGCGACGGCGCUAGCACGCUCUAUGGGCUGCGCGUGCCUGGGCUCGAGUCCCGCUUCGCCGCCGCGCACCGAGCCAGGGCCGACGACGAACAGCAGCCGCAGUUCGAGGGCAGCGCCGCCGCCGGAGGCUACAGCCCGGCCAGAGGCUCGCAGCCGCAGCAGCACCACCUGGACCUGACGACGGUGUACACCGACGACGCCUUUCUCGUUUCGGCGAAUCUCUGUCGGUGGAUCAUGGCUACGGAGGAAAUCGAGCUGGGCCGGCGGAUCGGCGGCACGGGAACCUACGGCGUGGUGCACCUCGGCCGGUGGAAGGGCAUCGAGGUGGCGGUCAAGCACUUCAUCAACCAGAAGCUGAGCGAACGGCGGCUGCUCGAGUUCCGCACCGAAGCUGCCUUUCUCGCAGAGCUGAGCCACCCCAACCUGCUCCACUUCAUCGGGGCUUGUGUGAAGCAGCCCAAUCUGUGCGUGGUGACGGAGUACAUGAAGCACGGCAGCCUGCAAGACGUGCUGGGCGCCACCAAGAACAACAGCCGCGGGUCCGCCGUGAAGCUCUCCUGGGGCCAACGGCUCGGCCUGCUCCACAGCGCCGCGCAGGGCCUGAGCUUCCUGCACGCGCUCGACCCGCCGGUGGUGCACGGGGACGUCAAACCGUCGAACCUGCUCCUGAACGAUGCGGCCAUGACCAGCGUCAAGGUGUGCGACUUUGGGUUCGCCCGACUGCGCCAGGAGAACGCCACCAUGACCCGCUGCGGCAAGCCCUCGUGGACCGCGCCCGAGAUCAUCCGCGGCGAGCCGUGUUCGGCGGCAUCGGACGUGUACAGUAUGGGGGUCAUCAUGUGGGAGGUCCUCACCCGCCGCCAGCCCUUCGCUGGACAGAACUUUAUGGGUGUGUCGCUGGACGUGCUCAACGGCAAGCGCCCGCCGAUGCCCAGCGACUGUCCACCGGCCUUUGGCAAGAUGGUGCGGCGGUGCUGGCACGCCACGCCACAAAAGCGACCCGCGAUGAGCGAGCUGGCAAGCUUCCUGGCCCAGCAGCUGGGAACUGCCCUGACCCAUGACAUCCCCUAG